This is a messenger RNA of Moesziomyces antarcticus, 942 nucleotides long. Its product is annotated as inorganic phosphate transporter. Gene Ontology annotation, cellular component: endoplasmic reticulum; mitochondrion. Gene Ontology annotation, biological process: protein targeting to ER. The record is from RefSeq and is a predicted model, not a curated record. The coding region runs from base 1 to 942 and encodes 313 amino acids. The transcript is spliced from 4 exons. Lineage: Eukaryota; Fungi; Basidiomycota; Ustilaginomycetes; Ustilaginales; Ustilaginaceae.
AUGAGCGGAGCUAUCGGAAACAUGGCCUUCAUGUUUGGCGCCAUGCAGGUCGCCAAGCGCAUCCCCUUUGACGACAAGCCCGAGUACAUCACCUACGCGCGUGCCGGCUACGUCGCCGUGCAGCUCCUCUGCCUCGCCGUGUACUACUUCUGCUCGAUCCGCGUCAAGAAGGCCAACGACCUCACCGUGAUCAAGUACGUCAACGCCAAGAACCCCAUGUCGCAGGAGCCCGGCGAGCUCGUCACCACCACCAACCGCGACUACGACCUCGCCGAGAUCUCCAAGGCCACGCGCGGCAUCCUCAUGGGCUGCGCCAUGGUCGGCUUCAUGCACCUCUACCUCGGCUACACCAACCCGCUCGUCAUCCAGUCCAUCCUCCCGCUCAAGAACGCGCUCGAGUCCAACAUGGCCAAGCUCUGGGUGUGGGGCCAGCCCGCCACCGGCGACCUCAAGCGCCCCUUCAAGGCUCCCCCCGGUCUCUUCGGUGCCGCCGGUCAGGCCGGCCCUCAGACCGACAAGGCUGCCAUCAAGGAGGCCGAGCGUGCCGGCUCGGGCAAGAAGGACGACAGUGACGUCGCAAUCUUGCUGGUCCAUGUCGAAAAUUCGCCGUUGCAACUGGCUGUCAAAGCGCAGUCGGACUCUGUCGUCGCAAAUUGUUCAGAUGCAGCCGUGGGAUUCCCUUUUGCACGUCUCGUCGACACCACACUCUCAUCCGCAUCCACGGCCUUGGCAUUCGCGCAAACCACGACUGCAUCCCUCGUCGCUCCUUUCCACCACCUGCUCGCACCCUACGUACGCGCCGCCGAUCUUUUCCGCCGACAGCAACCGCUUGCACGCACGCGCAUUCCGACCAAGUGCACCACCACCGACACCUGGCACGCAAGUCGAACCCCUUGCGUCCACUAUACCCAGCCGCUCCGCAUCCGCACACUGGCAGCGUAA